UUUGCAGAGACUCCGGCAUUCAUCUGAGAGAUAUCCGUACGAAAGAAUGGAGAAUUCGGAUUACCCUAAACACGCAUCUGCUCCAAUAAUGGGAGCUCCCCCUAUUUAUGAAAACCAUGGCUAUCCAGCAUCAGCAAUGCCAGCUCCGAACAUCUACAGCCCUGCUGUUCAUACCACAGUGGUCACCAUAGGUCCCAGUGAAUCCUCCGUCAUACGAGAUCAUCUCCCAUGGUCCAUUUUCAACAUCUUGUACAUGAAUUUCUGCUGCCUGGGACUCUGCGCAGUCGUACAUUCAGUGAAGUCUCGGGAUCGAAAACUUGCAGGAGACCGGUUUGGGGCAGUCAUUCAUGGAACCAAAGCUCGGAAUUUCAACAUUGCUGCCACAACCCUGACUCUUCUGUUGUGUUUCAUUAUGUUCAUCCUCAUGGUUUCAGGAAUAAUUACAGCAGUGGGCAGCAUUAAUUCUCGCUAUCCAAGCAAUCCCAGCAAUCCCUACAAUCCCUACAAUCCCUACAAUCCUUAUCAAGGACCCCAAUGAGAUAAAGACAUUCCCCAUAUCUCUUACCCAUUACUCUUCUUGAUAUGGACACACAAGAGUUUUCUGUUUUAACGUGUUUGUAGACUGAUGGUGAAGGUCUAUCUGUCUGUACAUGUUUUUUUUGUAAAUUUUAGUUUUAUUGAAGCAAAAUAAGUUUGUUACAGAAGAAAAGAAUGAAUAAUAUAUCAGCAAGUAUUCAUACAUUGGCAAGAACCUUUAACAUUGAUACACAUUCACAUAAAUAUGUUUUAAAGCUCGUCGCUAUGUCUGGUUAGCUCGGCAUGUGUGAUUGUGGUAAUAAAGUAAUAAUGUUGAUUCACUCGGAUGCAAUGCCUGUCUAGGUAAGUUAGUGAAAGAAUAAUGUAAAACUAUAUAAGGUCUCAAACACGCAUUAGGCAACUAAUGUAUAGGUUGUUGCGUUGGUAAUAAUAUAUGGUUGUAACAAUAAACAGGCUAAUCGUGUCGUCUCGUUUAAUGUCGCUGCAGUAUGUUAGUUGUUGCCUCAAGCUAUUUGUGACUCGUUUUGUUCGCUUAUUGAUUAUUGAGUGCCCACGUGUUGAUUGAGGGUAGCAGAUUUAUAGAGACCAUAAGAACAGCUGGGCUUAUCUGUGUUAUGUCAUGUCAUGUGCAAACCAGAUUCAGUGGCCGGUGUGCUAAGCACCUGUAUGGUCUGACCCCCUUGCUUGGUACUUCACAUUACUAACUAAAAACACAAGAGAGUAUAAAUCUUUCAGGCUAGCACUAGCAAUGCCUGCUUAACGGUUCGAUUAUUUAGUUAACGUUCAGGCUAUAUGGAAUAAAGCAAAACAUAAUACGCUGAGUUAACAAGGGUGCUCAUCAAAUAAAGCCAUGCAAGCUAGAUUCCGCAUCAGGCAUAGUAUGUCUGGUAGUAAAUUUGGCAUGGGAUCAGGCCUCAUCAGUUCAUCAUACAAGCUGCGGAAGUCACAAGUCUGUCCUAAUGUGGCAGGAUAAAGGCAGGUGUCAUUUAACCAUACGUUCUGACUCGGGUAUGUGCAGUACCAGUGCGCUUUUGUGGGUUAGUCCAUGCGCUUUUCCUGCCGACCGGGUUUGUACUUGGUUUUAUAAAGCUCAUAAACAGUUUUGACUUUAAACAUUACACAAACUCAUCAGCAUUUUAUAUUUUUUUAAUCGUUGUGCAACAUUUAAUGGCAUCUGCUUGCUAACCUCUUUAGAAGGUAUCAGGAGUACCUACCUGCAAGCCUCUUACCAGUUUGUUUAUACUUUUAAGUUGUUUGUUUUGUCAAUAAAAGUUUAAUGUGAAUAUUGGCA
This is a messenger RNA of Pelobates fuscus (common spadefoot toad), 1828 nucleotides long. Its product is annotated as interferon-induced transmembrane protein 1-like. The transcript has 2 exons. The coding region runs from base 47 to 538 and encodes 163 amino acids. The record is from RefSeq and is a predicted model, not a curated record. Gene Ontology annotation, cellular component: plasma membrane. Lineage: Eukaryota; Metazoa; Chordata; Amphibia; Anura; Pelobatidae.